Molecule: messenger RNA, 1689 nt
Organism: Salvia splendens (bonfire salvia)
Lineage: Eukaryota; Viridiplantae; Streptophyta; Magnoliopsida; Lamiales; Lamiaceae
Exons: 5
Coding region: 1-1689 (562 amino acids)
Molecular function (GO): zinc ion binding
Source: RefSeq, a predicted model, not a curated record
AUGGAUUAUGAAACGCCAUCUACUUCGCAUGUAGAUAAUCAGUCACCCGUAGAUGACAUUGUGGAGAAUGCAGAUUUAAAUAUUCUAGAAUGCCCAAUAGAACUUAAACCAUUUGUUGGUUGUAGCUUCCCUAUUUUGGACAACGCAAUUGAGUUUUACGAGAACUAUGGGCAACUCGUCGGAUUUGAUACAAGGAAGAACGGUUCAAAGAAGGUUGAUGAUAUCACCUUAUGGUUUUACAUGGUGUGUAACAUAGAGGGUGAACAGAAGUUUAACGAUCAACAACCCAAACGGCGACGCAAAUCCAAAAAAUGUGGAUGUAAUGCUUCUGUUGCUUUCAAAUUUGAUUCAGAUCGUGGUUACGUAAUUCAACACUUUAACGAAGAACACAACCAUCCCAUGGUUGAGGUACAACACCACAAGUUCAUGAGGCUAAAUCGUCAACUUGAACCAGUUCAUCAAAAAUUUAUUUCAGAUUGUGUUGGUGCUAAUAUCGGGCCAUCUCUAACUUUCAAGUUACUUACUGAGUUGAUGGGCGGUUAUGAGUCUGUUGGUUGUACUGUGUUGGACAUUCGCAACUAUACACGGGAUAUCAGAAGAUACGCUGAAGGAUGUGACGCCCAAAUGACCAUAGAUGAGUUGAAGAAGAAGAAGGAAAAUUGUGAUGCCUUCACGUACGAGUAUGACGUUGAUUCCCAGAGUCGUUUGAAUCAUUUGUUUUGGUGCGAUCCUAUUGCCAAGAUGAAUUUCUUGCAAUUUGGUGAUAUUGUUUCUUUCGAUACUACGUACUCAACUAACAGAUGGUGUAUGUGGCACAUCAUGGCAAAGGUAGCUGAAAAGGUUCCUAAGUCACUUCUUGGAAAUAAUGAUUUUAAAAAGGAUUUGAAUUCAUGCGUUUGGUAUUGGGUUCCAGCCUACUUUAGGGACUUUCCUAAUAGUUCGUUGAUAAAGACGACAUCUGUUUCGGAGUCGCAGAAUAGUUUUUUCAAGAGUCUGGUAUCUAUAUCUAAUGAUUCAAGUACAGAGGUUUAUAAGGUUUUAGAUCAUUUUUCAAACAUAUGGUCGGUCACAUUAUCUGUGGAGGAUUCUGUUUGUGUAUGUGGUUGUAAGAUGUUUUUGAGGACUGCUCUUGUAUGCUGCCACAUCUUCCUGGUGUUGAAGAACAAAAGAUAUCGAUUGAUUCCGGAGUAUCUGAUUGGAGGUCGAUGGUUGAAAUCAUCUUUGCUUAAGGCUGUUCAUGGCGUCCAAAACUCAGAUGUUGCAACUCAUGUUUAUGUUGAUGAGAAGAAGAAGGCUCAAGCAAUUUUGUUGGGAGAGAUGUUGGGUCUUUACCAAGCGGUGUCUGUUGAUAUUGACCAAAUCCAUGAGCUGACAUCGAUAGUGCGUGAAGCUCGACAACAAUUUUUUGCCGACGGGGUUGUAACGUCUACAGCACAGAAGAAGAAAAUAAUGGAGGAAUUUUAUGGGGCUGAGGCACCUCAGGAAGUGGAUGUUCAACCACCUGAAGUUGUCAGCACCAAGGGAUGUGGUAGUAGACUCCCUUCAAGAGUCGAGAAGGCUUUGAAGCUUAAGAACAAGCCUAUGCGUCAAUGCAAGAAAUGUCAGGAGUGGGGUCACCACGAUUCUAGGAAUUGCGAAAAAUUUAAAGAGAAAGAAAAGAUGCGGUCCAGAAGAAAUUCUGAUGUUUGA